AUGCCUCUGCGCGCUGCGCUCCAGUUAAUGGUUCAGCAGCGGAGCAUUGACCAUGGAGGAAUCGUUACCGCCCGGCGAAUGACCCCGAUGGUCAUCGAUCCUCUCCCUACGCCCCAUCGCAAUGGCCUCAUCGCCAUAGGAGUCACCUCACUGCUCUCAGCCAUCACUACCGUCGGACUGUUCGUCUUCAUUACAUAUCGCCUCAUCUUCUGGCGGAAGUAUCAUUCUGCCUAUAUCGGCUUCAACCAGUAUAUCAUUCUUAUUUACAACCUUUUAAUUGCCGACUUUCAAGAAGCUCUUGGUUUUCUCCUCUCGGUACAAUGGGCCGCGCAGAAUUCUAUCACCCACGAUUCCUUCGUCUGCCCCGUCCAAGGCUGGCUGCUGCAAAUUGGUGAUCCGGCAAGCGGGAUAUUUGUGCUGGCAAUCGCUAUCCAUACGUUUUUGAUAGUGGUGAUGGGACGGAAGAUGUCGCAUCGGGUGUUUGUCUGGUUCGUGGUAGGGCUGUGGAUAUUUUGCCUUGCCCUGGUCUUGGUCCCUACAGCUUUGUAUGGGAGGAAAACAUUCGCUCCAUCUGGAGCCUGGUGCUGGAUCGAUGAAAACUACGAAGCAACGCGCCUCUGGGGCCAUUAUCUAUGGAUCUUUGUUGCAGAAUUUGGGUCCAUAGCCAUCUACUCCAUCCUCUUUGUUUAUCUACGACGGCAGGUUUCGUCGUCUCCAAUAAUGGCCCGCGGACAAAAGGAGCACCUACGACGCCUCCGCCGCGUAACGGGCUACAUGGUCCUGUACCCUCUCGCAUACAUCGUCCUCUCCCUGCCGCUCGCUGCUGGUCGCAUGGCCAUGGCACGUGGAGAGAAGCUGAGCAUUGUCUACUUCUGCGUUGCCGGCGCAUUCAUUUCCAGCUCUGGCUUUGUCGACGUGGUCAUGUACGCGCUCACACGACGGGCACUCCUCCUGGAUUCGCAGCCUUCGAAUGUCGACAGGGCAUAUUCCUCCGGCCGAUAUCAGCCGCACAGCAGCCACAUUGCCACCGUGACAGCGGAGCAUAGAUCGUCCCGUAUGCCGCACUACAACCAUCACCACCAUCGACGACAAGAGAGCGAGAAUCCGGGCUACCACAGCUCGAUGGAGAAUAUCAUACAGGAAGAGUCGGGUCUGGAAAUGCUAGGUUUUGGGAUGGGCAAGGUGUAUCAGAAGACGACCAUUGAAAUCACCAGCGAGCCUUUGGAAAAGGGGCCUGAGAGUCCCACGGCUGCCUCAUCCAGCGGGCCGUCGUGCGAUUCCGCGAACCCCAUGGAUUCGAUUCCCAGUCCGGUACGGGCGUGGAAGUUGAAGUGA
Uncinocarpus reesii 1704 is the source of this 1335-nucleotide messenger RNA. RefSeq lists its product as uncharacterized. The transcript has 2 exons. Bases 1 to 1335 code for a protein of 444 amino acids. Gene Ontology annotation, molecular function: G protein-coupled receptor activity. Gene Ontology annotation, biological process: adenylate cyclase-activating G protein-coupled receptor signaling pathway; cell surface receptor signaling pathway. NCBI's taxonomy places the organism in Eukaryota, Fungi, Ascomycota, Eurotiomycetes, Onygenales, Onygenaceae. The record is from RefSeq and is a predicted model, not a curated record. Gene Ontology annotation, cellular component: plasma membrane.